Messenger RNA from Peniophora sp. CBMAI 1063, 846 nucleotides. NCBI's taxonomy places the organism in Eukaryota, Fungi, Basidiomycota, Agaricomycetes, Russulales, Peniophoraceae. The record is from the annotation of a GenBank genome assembly.
AUGACGUACGAGCCGGGGUUGACUGAACUACGCUCGGCCAUACUUCAUGCUCACAUUGUAGCGAUUGAAGCUCGCCGCGAUGGACGACAUGUGAAGAUAAUCGAACUGAUGGAUCUCGAAGUCAAACUGGCGGAGGCCCAGUAUGACUACGCGCGGCACGUACGAGAGACGACUCCACAAUCGUCCUCCACUUCUCCACGCGUCUUACCAUCGCCGACCGACAAGGCGAUAGCGCAGAUUGAUGGCGGUGAUGCCCAAGCCGCCCGACUACUGUCGUACUUCGGUUACAUCCUACGGCGCUCAGGUAGUUGGGGCGUCAGGGCGAUCCACGACGUUCGCAUCCUUAAUUCCUCGCUUCUUCACUGGGAAGCUUUGCAUGACUUUCAAGAGGGCGACUUGCGAGCUCCAGUGCUAUCUGCGGAUCUUCGUAAACACGCAUAUUGUCGCCGGUACACCUUCCGUGCCUCUGACGGACAUACACCAGAGACGAGCCAAGCCGAUGCAAUCGCUCGUUCCUUCGUCGUCCUCCGAGGAUGCACAUUCGCGGAUGCAAGCCGUAUGUUCGGUACACUGGGCCUCGCAGCCUUGGCCGCGGCCCUUGUUCAAGCGCGCAGCGUCGAUGACGCAUUUGCUGAGGCUUUUCCCAGCCUCACGCAGGAGCUCACUUUACUGUUGAACUCCCUAGCCGACUCGCACAGCCUAAAGGGCGAGAAAUCUGCAGAGCACCGUACGGUGUUUGCGGUCCUCAAACUCCGCGCUCCUGAGGCUACGAUGUGCGCAACGGCAGCGCUUGAGCAUAUGAUACCUGGAUAUGUCGCGUCCCGGGUCGCCAGCAUCAUGAUUUAG